AUGGAUGUUUCCGAACUCUGCAUCCCUGACCCUCUCUGCUACCACAACCAGUUGUUAACCAGAAUGCCCACUGAGGACAGACAUCUGUCUUCAAGCUGUGGUUCUUACGUCAAAACCGAGCCCUCCAGUCCUUCCUCUUCACUCGUCGACACCGGCAGCCACCACAGUCCCAGCGGCAACUCCGACGCCAGCGGCGGCUACGUCAACGUCGGUAUCGGACGCUCGCACACCCUGGACUCCCCGCCAAUGUUCAACCCGGGCAUGCUGGGAAGCGGCGCCGCCUGCCUGCGCCGCUACGAGGACUGCUCCGGCAGCAUGGCGGACGACUCGCCAAUCAAAUGCGAGUACAUGCUCAAUGCCAUUCCCAAGAGGCUGUGCCUGGUGUGCGGCGACAUUGGCUCGGGGUACCACUACGGGGUGGCUUCCUGUGAGGCCUGCAAAGCCUUUUUCAAAAGGACGAUACAAGGGAAUAUCGAGUACAGCUGUCCGGCCACUAACGAAUGUGAGAUCACCAAAAGGAGACGCAAAUCGUGUCAAGCCUGCCGCUUCAUGAAAUGUCUUAAAGUUGGAAUGUUGAAAGAAGGUGUGCGUCUGGACCGGGUGAGAGGCGGGCGACAGAAGUACAAACGAAGGUUGGACGCAGAGAACGGAGGCUACCUCGGCCUCACUCUCCCCCUCACUGAGGAACAUGUGCCCGGUGACGUGACAAAGAUCGUUUCCCAUCUGCUGGUGGUGGAGCCGGAGAAGAUCUACGCCAUGCCUGAUCCCACCAUGCCCGACGGCGACAUCAAGGCCCUGACCACGCUGUGCGACCUGGCCGACCGCGAGCUGGUGGUCAUCAUCGGCUGGGCCAAACAUAUCCCAGGUUUUUCCACUCUCUCGCUGGCAGACCAGAUGAGUCUCCUGCAGAGCGCCUGGAUGGAGAUCCUGGUGCUGAGCAUCGUGUUCCGCUCGCUGCCCUGCGAGGACGAGAUCGUGUACGCGGAGGACUACGUGGUGGACGAGGAGCAGGCGAGGAUUUCCGGCCUGCUGGACCUGCACGUCGCCAUCCUGCCGCUGGUGCGACGCUACAAGAAGCUGCGCAUGGAGAAGGAGGAGUUUGUCACGCUCAAAGCCAUCGCCCUCGCCAACUCAGACUCCAUGCACAUAGAGAACAUCGAGGCCGUCCAAAGGCUCCAGGAUUCUCUCCACGAGGCCCUGCAGGACUUUGAGGGCCCCCAGCACCCGGAGGACCCUCGGCGGGCCGGCAAGCUCCUCAUGACCCUGCCGCUGCUCCGUCAGACCGCCACCAAGGCGGUUCAGCACUUCUACAGCAUCAAAAUGCAGGGCAAGGUCCCGAUGCACAAACUAUUCCUCGAGAUGUUGGAGGCCAAGGCUUGA
Molecule: messenger RNA, 1380 nt
Organism: Limanda limanda (common dab)
Lineage: Eukaryota; Metazoa; Chordata; Actinopteri; Pleuronectiformes; Pleuronectidae
Gene: esrrgb
Product: estrogen-related receptor gamma b
Exons: 8
Coding region: 1-1380 (459 amino acids)
Biological process (GO): regulation of DNA-templated transcription
Cellular component (GO): nucleus
Molecular function (GO): sequence-specific DNA binding; nuclear steroid receptor activity; steroid binding
Source: RefSeq, a predicted model, not a curated record